Suncus etruscus (white-toothed pygmy shrew) is the source of this 1586-nucleotide messenger RNA. RefSeq names its product fatty acid desaturase 2 (gene FADS2). Gene Ontology annotation, molecular function: oxidoreductase activity, acting on paired donors, with oxidation of a pair of donors resulting in the reduction of molecular oxygen to two molecules of water. Bases 34 to 1356 code for a protein of 440 amino acids. The record is from RefSeq and is a predicted model, not a curated record. The transcript has 12 exons. Gene Ontology annotation, cellular component: membrane. Lineage: Eukaryota; Metazoa; Chordata; Mammalia; Eulipotyphla; Soricidae. Gene Ontology annotation, biological process: lipid metabolic process.
GCGUUGCGCACGGGGCAUUUUGGGGCAGCGGGCAUGGGGAAGGGGGGCAACCAGGGCGAAGGCGAGGCGCCCAUGCCCACCUACCGCUGGGAGGAGAUUCAGAAGCACAACCUGCGCGCCGACAAGUGGCUGGUCAUCGGCCGCAAGGUCUACAACGUCACCAAAUGGUCCAGCCGGCACCCUGGAGGCCAGAGGGUCCUGGGCCAUUACGCGGGGGAAGAUGCCACGGAUGCCUUCCGUGCCUUCCAUCCCAACCUGGACUUCGUGGGCAAGUUCAUGAAACCACUGCUUAUUGGGGAGCUGGCACCUGAUGAACCCAGCCAGGACCGCGGCAAGAAUUCUCAGAUCACCGAGGACUUCCGUGCCCUGCGGAAGACAGCCGAGGAGAUGAACUUGUUCCAGAGCAACCAACUGUUCUUCCUCCUGCUUCUGGGCCACAUCGUGGUCCUGGAGACCGUCGCCUGGCUCGCCCUCUCCUACUUCGGCAAUGGCUGGAUCCCGACGCUCAUCGUGGCCUUUAUCCUUGCUACCUCUCAGGCCCAGGCUGGAUGGCUGCAACAUGACUACGGCCACCUGUCGGUCUACAAGAAGUCCAGGUGGAAUCACUUGGUGCACAAGUUUAUCAUCGGCCACUUGAAGGGUGCCUCUGCUAACUGGUGGAACCACCGCCACUUCCAGCACCACGCCAAGCCCAACAUCUUCCACAAGGACCCGGAUGUGAACAUGCUGCAUGUGUUUGUCCUGGGCAAGUGGCAGCCCGUGGAGUAUGGCAAGAAGAAGCUGAAGUACCUGCCGUACAAUCGCCAGCACGAGUACUUCUUCCUCAUUGGGCCGCCUUUGCUCAUCCCCAUGUACUUCCAGUACCAGAUCAUCAUGACCAUGAUUGUGCGCAAGGACUGGGUGGACCUGGCCUGGGCCAUCAGCUACUACACCCGUUUCUUCAUCACCUACACCCCUUUCUAUGGCGUCCUGGGGGCCGUGUUGUUUCUCAAUUUUAUCAGGUUUCUGGAGAGCCACUGGUUUGUGUGGGUCACGCAAAUGAACCACAUUGUCAUGGAUGUCAACCGCGAGCCCUAUCGGGACUGGUUCAGUAGCCAGCUGGCGGCCACCUGCAACGUGGAGCAGUCCUUCUUCAACGACUGGUUCAGCGGGCACCUUAAUUUCCAGAUCGAGCACCACCUCUUCCCCACCAUGCCCCGACACAACUUUCACAAGGUGGCCCCCCUGGUAAAGUCCCUGUGUGCCAAGCAUGGCAUCGAGUACCAGGAGAAGCCACUGCUCAGGGCCCUCCUGGACAUCGUCAGGUCCCUGAAAGAAUCAGGGGAACUGUGGCUGGAUGCCUACCUGCACAAAUGAAGCAACAGACUUGGGAGACAGAGCAGUGGGUGUCCCAGGGCGGUGGGUUCUGGCUCCAGGGGUGCACGUGGCCUGUGGACACAGGUUUGGUCUCUUUCCUCUCCUCUCUCCUUCCCUUCUUAACUUCCAGCACCUUGUCUUGGCCUCAGGGAGGUGCAGGUGUGUGGCCGAACCCCUCUUCCCAUACCCAGUGGGGCCCUUGGAAACUCUCAGGCCUCCCUCAGGUGCCA